Zingiber officinale is the source of this 2166-nucleotide messenger RNA. RefSeq names its product flocculation protein FLO11-like. The coding region runs from base 455 to 2008 and encodes 517 amino acids. Gene Ontology annotation, cellular component: cortical microtubule. The transcript is spliced from 5 exons. Gene Ontology annotation, biological process: cortical microtubule organization. Lineage: Eukaryota; Viridiplantae; Streptophyta; Magnoliopsida; Zingiberales; Zingiberaceae. The record is from RefSeq and is a predicted model, not a curated record.
ACACUCGCCGCUUCUCCAUUCGGUUGCCGAGUGUGAGUGGGCGAAACAAACAACUGCUGCUCCCUUCUCUGCGCGGUCGCGCUCCGCCGCCCUCCGCCGCCCUCCGCCUUACUCUGCGCUCGCAUGUUCACCGCCGGAGACGCCAUUUUGGCAGAUCUGAGUGCCGCGGAACCCCCGCAUCGGGCGGCGUCUUCACUGUUCCCUUAGCGCUCAAGGACGAGUUAGGUUUUCUUCAUUUCUCUCCGCAUUCUUCCGUUGAUACGCCUCCUCCAAUUUUUCUCCCGGCAUUCUGUUCAUUUCCGGUACCUGGUUUGCGAUCUGCGUCUCUCUGUUUCUUUUCGUUUCCAAAAGUUGGAGCUUGACUUGAGCGGCCGCGGAAAAUUGGGAUCUUUUAGUGAGGAAUAGUUUGUCAGGAGCUUUUUUUCUUCGGUGGUGAGGUUCGUGCAGCCAGAAGAUGAACCGAAGCUCUGCGGCAGCACCGUCGCCAUUGUCGGGGCGGGCUGUGACGAAAGGGGUGGACGAGGAGCUCGCCCUCUUUCUCGAGAUGCGGAAGCUGGAUAAGGAACGGAACAAUCUUCUCCUGCAUAACGCUGACGAACUCGAUUCCCCAUUGGGGUCAAAACCCGGGACUGCUCCUAUAUUCAAGAUCGCCUCUUCCCCACCUAUACGAAAGCCUGGGAUUGACGACUUUCUGAAUUCUGAUGGAGAAAAGAAUGACUAUGACUGGCUUCUCACGCCGCCAGAUACUCCAUUGUUUCCAUCUCUGGAUACUGAAUCCAAAAGAUCUCCGAUUGGUAGCAUUGAUACACCAAAAGAUCGACCAAAAAUGCUGAAAUCAAGGUUAUCAAAUGCUCCAGAUCCUCCCAAGAGCACAUUGUUGAGGCAGCCAACAUCAUCAUCUGGAACCAACUCGUCCACUCUAGGAACUCGUAGACCGUCAUCCGCUGGUGGUCCGUCUUAUAGGGCCUCAAGUUCUGUCACUCCAGAUGGCCGACCUGUCUAUUCAAAACCUACUAGAUCUUCCACUCCUACAUCACGAGCUACUUUGCCUUCAAAGCCACUGGCUCCUCUGCGAUCUUCAACGCCUGUAAGAUCUUCUACACCAACAUCUAGGCCGUCAGUCCCUGCAGCAAGCAAACCUGCAUCGAGGUCAGCCACCCCUGCAAGAGGAUCCUCUUCCUCAAAUGUUCCUGCCACCUCUAUACCAACAAGACAACCAUCUUUUGUCACAAGAUCCAGUCCAACACUUUCUAAGAGUUUUGUGCCAACAAUUUCCAAAACCUCACCAACAAUAUCUAAAAGUCCAGCACCAUCACGAGGAACCACUCAUACCUUAAAACCCAAACCAUUGAAACCCUCGGAUAUCCCUGGUUUUUCUCAUGAUGCACCUGCCAACUUGAAGACAUCUUUGCCAGGGAGACCCUCCUCCGUCUCUCGUGGUAGACCAGGAGCACCCAGCAAUCGGUCAUCUUCUGUUGAGCCUGCACCCACUGCCAGACCAAGGCGGCAGUCUUGUUCUCCAUUAAGAGGGCGGGCUGCAAAUGGUACCGUCACAAAAGGUAGUUCCGUUCCACCACCAAGCAGACAAGCAGGUUGUACUGACAAUGUGAACCCCGUGAUGAUGGGAAAUAAGAUGGUUGAACGCAUAGUCAACAUGAGAAGGCUUGCACCACCAAAAAAAGAUGACCAGGGAUCGACCCAGAAUAAUCUUUCCAUUAAAUCUUCUCUUACACCAGAUAGUGCUGCUGGCUUCGGAAGGACUUUAUCAAAGAAAUCAUUGGAUAUGGCAUUGAGGCAUAUGGAUAUACGACGAAGUGUUCCCAACAAUCUGAGACCAUUGAUGGCAAAUAUUCCAGCAUCAUCGGUUUACAGUGUGAGGUCAGGAUCCUCAAGAAGCAGGGGAAUCAGCAUUAGUAAUUCACCUGUCGCCACAGGCAGCCCAGUCAGUUCAGAACAAAGUGUCAGUAGCAAUGCCAUCCGUUUCGAUGUGAGUGAACAAGAUGACUAAAUGGAACACAUACACAUUAACUAAGAUGAGAUUUUGUAAUGUAGGAAGUGGAUACCUUAGUUUCCAUUGUGGUUCUCAUCAGAAGAGCUCCAAGUAGGUCACUCCGUGUACAACAUAAAUACAUAUGUAUUUGAAAGUUGGUCUCUGUGGCUUUGUUA